AUGUCCACCGAUGAUGCCACGGCCUCAGUCAGCGACCUGAAUUUCUCGGACUCUUCCUCUGCACACACUCCAAAGACUCAGUCUCAGCUUUCGAAGAUUGCAGAUCGACAAGUCCUUCCUCUUCUUGUCGUUGCUUUCGCCAGCUACCAGUUGGAUCGCACAAACAUUGCCAGUUGUCUGACCGGCGGCCUUGCGUCGGACAUUAGAGUGAGUCAGGACUCUAUAAACCUUGGGAAUCUGCUCAUGUUCGCCGGGGUGAUUGCCCUGGAGAUCCCAUCAAAUGUGAUACUUCACCAAGUCGGCGCUCGUUGGUGGAUCGGUGGCCAGGUACUUGUAUUCGGCGUGGUCGCUGCUUUGCAGAUCUUCAUUUGUGACCGAACUGGAUUUCUUCUCACAAGAACCAUUCUUGGCCUUUGCGAGGCCGGUUUUAUUCCAGGUUCCAUGUUCACAUUGUCAACUUGGUACACUAGAGAGGAGAUAACUAAGCGAAUUGCCAUAUUCUUCUUUGGCAUGUUCGGAGUGGAGGGUAUCUGGACCGUGGUCGUUUCCAUCCUGUUAUUUUUCCUGCUUCCGGAGAGAGCCAGAUAUUAUCCUUGCUCUGAUGUCGAGAAGGCCUCCGAGGUUGCUCCGUCAGGGAGUACUUCUCAUCGCAUUUCAUUAACGGUAGUUUGGUCCACCUUGGCCGAUUUCAAACGCUGGCCGCAUUUUAUCGCGACCGCUUGUGUUUUCGCUACAUGGAAUCCGCUAACAGUCUACACGCCGUCUAUUUACACCAUGCUUGGCUUCGAGCGGGUUCCGGCAAAUGCAUUGGCGGCAAUCGGAAACUUCAUCACUCUGCCGGUUGUUGUUUUCUUCGCCUGGCUAAGCGACAAGUCUCGCAAAAGGGGGCUUGCUGUGAUCAUCGCACAGACAGUGUACUUGUUUUCGCUCAUUGUGUUGAGAUGCAGCCAACCACACGUCGGAAAAUGGAGCAAAUUUGGGCUUUGGACGACGGCAAAUGGUUUGGCGGUCGGCUACCAUCCGAUCCAUAACGCCUGGAUACAGAUGAAUAGCACCACUCCGGAGGAAAGAAGUAUCGGUGUCGCUAUGUGUUAG
Penicillium argentinense is the source of this 1095-nucleotide messenger RNA. RefSeq names its product MFS general substrate transporter. The coding region runs from base 1 to 1095 and encodes 364 amino acids. Gene Ontology annotation, cellular component: membrane. The transcript is spliced from 5 exons. Lineage: Eukaryota; Fungi; Ascomycota; Eurotiomycetes; Eurotiales; Aspergillaceae. The record is from RefSeq and is a predicted model, not a curated record. Gene Ontology annotation, biological process: transmembrane transport. Gene Ontology annotation, molecular function: transmembrane transporter activity.